Ictidomys tridecemlineatus (thirteen-lined ground squirrel) is the source of this 633-nucleotide messenger RNA. It is a transcript of the gene Ccl28, whose product is annotated as C-C motif chemokine ligand 28. Gene Ontology annotation, cellular component: extracellular region. Gene Ontology annotation, molecular function: chemokine activity. NCBI's taxonomy places the organism in Eukaryota, Metazoa, Chordata, Mammalia, Rodentia, Sciuridae. The record is from RefSeq and is a predicted model, not a curated record. Gene Ontology annotation, biological process: immune response.
GACACCUUUAGCUUUAUUUCCUGAUCUCACAGCCUCUCCUACGGUGCUGUCCCAGCCAGUGGAUCAGGGAGAAAUGCAGCAGACAGGACUCACCCUCAUGACCUUGGCUGUCUGUGUCGCUCUUAGAAACUCUGAAGCCAUACUUCCCAUUGCUUCCAGCUGUUGCACUGAGGUUUCACAUCACAUUUCCAGAAGACUUCUGGAAAGGGUGAAUUCAUGUCGCAUCCAGAGAGCUGAUGGGGACUGUGACUUGGCAGCUGUCAUCCUUCACAUCAAACGCAGGAGAAUCUGCGUCAGCCCACACAAUCACACCAUUAAGCAGUGGAUCAGAGCACAAGCAGCCAAGAAAAAUGGCAAAGGCAAAGUCUGCCAGAAGAAACACCACCAGAGGAACCGCAAAGUGGUGCACGGGGAUAAACAGGAAGCACGUGGCCUCUGAACUCCUCAUCAGAGAGUUUGCAGAUGUUUCCACACAGGGGAUUCCUCAAGGCGCUUGGCUGUGGUUGGUUAUAAAUUUAUCAUCUGAAUUUUUCUUAUGGAAAGCAUACAAUACAAAAAAAAAUGUUUUUCUUUUUGUAAAUGAACCACUGCAUGGUAUGGAAAGGUAGCCAAUAAUACACUAACCAAAAAAAA